AUGAACCUCUCGAUCUGGAAGAUCACCGCCGACCUGCAUGUGUCGAUCGGGACUGCUCAAACCAUCAUCACGAAAGACCUAGGAUAUUGUAAAAUACGUUACUACGCGGACAUUUCGGUAGGCUUUAGUGCUCCUUCAUUGGGACACAUAUCAAUGCGUCUUGAGCAUACCCACGCAGCAGCUAUCGGUUGGCUGAACGAAAAAGGCAAAAUUGAGUUUGGCUGCGGUGGUUCGCUCAUAUUGGAAAGCUUCGUUCUUACAGCAGCACACUGUAUGGAUAAUCCAAAUACACUCGAAAGACCAUUAGUAGUUCGAUUAGGCGAUCGCAAUCUGAUACACAGUAAGGAUUCUGAAUAUGCACAAGAAAUAAAAAUAAGAGAUAUAAUACCUCAUCCAAAGUAUAACAGAGCAACCUCCCAUUUUGAUAUUGCCUUACUGGUGUUGGAUAAACCUGCAAGAAGAGUGUUUGGAGUUAUACCGGCGUGUCUGUGGCUAGAAGAUGAACUCCCCAUCUCGACAUUUUAUGCCGCCGGCUGGGGAGCAAAUGGGUUUGAUAAAAAACCCACCAACUAUCUCGUGACAGCAGUUCUUCAGCCCGUGACAAACGAAGAAUGUAUAGAUAAACUUAAACGUCAGGUUCCCCGAAUGAAACUAGCCAAUGGUAUAAGCGAUCACCAGCUAUGCGCAGCAGGUAUCGAAAUGGACACUUGCAAGGGAGACUCUGGAGGACCUCUGUAUAGCAAACUAAAUUUUGCAAACAAACUAGUUCCAUUUCUUGUCGGCCUGACGUCGUAUGGCGGACCAUGUGGAUUUUCGCAGCCGGGUGUGUAUGUGCGGGUGUCCAAAUUUAGAGAUUGGAUUAUCGAAACGAUACGACAGUUUAAUCCAUCGGUGACUGCAUCCACGUUUGACCCUAUGAGUUGUGCAAAAAGAAACCUUUUCUUGCGUGAAGCCGAUGUGCUGACGAUGUUCCAAGAGAGAGAGCCAAACAGUGUGCAACUUAUAUAUCCGCAACAACCGUCUCGUGUCGAUUGUGGAGGCAUUUUGGCUGAGCCUGAUGCUGUUAUAACGUUGGCCACUUGCGUGAAAUGGAAUGGUGCUGAUCCUACCCGCGUAAAGUUGUUCGAUUCGGAGGUGAUUGAUGUAGAUGAUAUUGUUUACCAUCCAAAUUUUGGGGGAAAUCUUUACAAUAAUAUUGCAAUUAUAAAGCUUAAGCGCUUUUCCAACUUUCGUCCGCAUUGCAUUGAGUACGAUACACUAGAAGAUAUUGCUUUGGAGCUUCCCGUAAUUAUCCCUACUCCCCUAAAUAUUAUCAAAGAACAAAGUGAGUACUUAUUGUUAGCCAUUUUAUAUAUGUAUAUGUGCUAUCUUAUAUAUGUUUAA
Molecule: messenger RNA, 1383 nt
Organism: Anopheles arabiensis
Lineage: Eukaryota; Metazoa; Arthropoda; Insecta; Diptera; Culicidae
Product: serine protease 48-like
Exons: 7
Coding region: 1-1383 (460 amino acids)
Biological process (GO): proteolysis
Molecular function (GO): serine-type endopeptidase activity
Source: RefSeq, a predicted model, not a curated record